Molecule: messenger RNA, 6124 nt
Organism: Mus musculus (house mouse)
Lineage: Eukaryota; Metazoa; Chordata; Mammalia; Rodentia; Muridae
Gene: Rab11fip5
Product: RAB11 family interacting protein 5 (class I)
Exons: 6
Coding region: 107-4063 (1318 amino acids)
Biological process (GO): regulation of hormone levels
Cellular component (GO): transport vesicle membrane; early endosome membrane; Golgi membrane
Molecular function (GO): small GTPase binding
Source: RefSeq, marked validated
CCAGCCCGCAGCUGCGGCGGUCGGUGCGCUGCAGGCGGCGCGGGGGAGCCGGCUCCUGACAGCAUCCCGCGGCUGCCACGUCUGUCACUCUGUCCCAGGGUCCGCCAUGGCUCUGGUGCGGGACCCUGAGCCGGCGGCCGGAUCCUCCCGCUGGCUGCCCACGCAUGUCCAGGUGACCGUGCUGCGGGCCAGCGGGUUGAGGGGCAAGAGCUCGGGCGCCGGCAGCACCAGCGACGCGUACACGGUGAUCCAGGUGGGCCGAGAGAAGUACAGCACCUCGGUAGUGGAGAAGACGCAAGGCUGCCCGGAAUGGUGCGAAGAGUGUUCGUUCGAGCUACCGCCUGGAGCCCUGGACGGCCUGCUGCGGGCACAGGAGGCAGAUGCGGGCCCUGCGCCCUGGGCCUCCGGCCCCAACGCCGCCUGCGAGCUCGUGCUCACCACCAUGCAUCGCUCACUCAUCGGCGUGGACAAGUUUCUGGGCCGGGCAACCGUAGCUCUGGACGAGGUCUUCCGCGCAGGCCGCGCCCAGCACACGCAGUGGUACAGGCUUCACUCCAAGCCAGGCAAGAAGGAGAAGGAGCGCGGUGAGAUCCAGGUGACCAUCCAGUUCACACGGAACAACCUGAGCGCCAGCAUGUUUGAUCUUUCCAUGAAGGACAAGCCACGGUCUCCCUUCAGCAAGCUCAAGGACAGAGUGAAGGGCAAGAAGAAGUAUGAUCUCGAAUCUGCCUCAGCGAUUCUUCCAAGCAGCGCCCUGGAGGAUCCUGAGUUAGGCAGCCUGGGCAAGAUGGGCAAAGCCAAAGGUUUCUUCCUCCGAAACAAGCUACGCAAGUCCUCGCUCACACAGUCUAACACCUCUCUGGGCUCUGACAGCACCUUGUCUUCCACUAGUGGCAGCCUGGUCUACCAGGGACCCGGGGCGGAGCUCCUCACCCGCUCACCAAGCCACAGCAGCUGGCUGUCCACUGAAGGGGGUAGGGACUCUAUACAGUCCCCCAAGCUGCUCACCCACAAGAGGACAUACAGUGAUGAGGCCAGCCAGCUUCGAGCAGCUCCUCCCCGGGCCCUUCUUGAGCUCCAAGGCCACCUUGAUGGUGCCUCCCGCUCUUCCCUCUGCGUCAAUGGGAGCCAUGUGUACAAUGAGGAACCUCAGCCCCCCUUACGGCACCGCAGCUCCAUCUCAGGCCCCUUUCCACCUUCAAGCUCCUUACACAGUGUCCCACCUCGGUCCUCUGAGGAGGGGUCUCGGUCCUCGGAUGAUUCUUGGGGCAGAGGCAGCCAUGGCACCAGCAGCUCAGAGGCAGUGCCUGGACAGGAGGAGCUGAGCAAGCAGGCCAAAGGGGCCAGUUGCUCUGGAGAGGAGGAGGGGGCCCGGUUACCCGAGGGGAAGCCAGUCCAGGUUGCCACCCCCAUGGUGGCCUCCUCUGAGGCUGUGGCAGCAGAAAAGGAUCGGAAGCCCCGAAUGGGGCUCUUCCAUCACCACCACCACCAAGGGCUGAGUCGGAGUGAGCAGGGGCGCCGUGGCUCAGUCGGGGAGAAGGGGAGUCCGUCCCUGGGAGCCUCCCCCCACCAUUCAUCCACCGGGGAGGAAAAGGCCAAGAGUAGCUGGUUUGGCCUGAGAGAAUCCAAGGAGCCAACUCAGAAGCCCAGCCUGGACGUGUCUCCUCAGGUAGAAUCUGACCCAGCUGCUCCUCACCCCUGCUCCCCCCAGGCUCUGGCCCCCCCUCCUGCUCCCGCUGCUGCUCCCAUGCUAAGCACUAACCUUUUUGCAGUCACCUCCCCUGCCGCUGCCACUGCCGCUGCUGCCACCAUUGUCCUUGAAGCCACCCCAUCCGGAUUCUUGGGGGUCACCAACCCGUUCCUCAACUCCUUGCAGAGCAACCCCUUCUUCGAGGAUCUCAAAGCCGACAUAGCACUAAAUUCUCCUUCACCUGCUCCCUCUCUCCCCAGUGCCUCGAGGGCCAGCCUGGCCCCCCUGGCCUCCCCUGGGAAAGCCCUGCCUGAGUGGGACGACACCUUCAACAUCUUUGCUGCUGGCAGGCUGCAGCAAGAGGCCGGGAGUGGGAUCCUGGCCCCUGCAGGAAUGGGGCUGGAGGAGGAUGGGCUGCAAGACCCAGGCCCUAGGACCAUGGCAGUGAAAGCGACAGAGCCCCAGGGAGAGCCUGGGAGAGGAAGAAGAGGAAGCAACAUAUGGCUAGAGCCCAAGGUUUCUGUGGACUCAGAACUGGACCAGCCAAGCACAAGUAUGUCUGACCCAGGACCCUUUGGGUCUUCAGGGAGUGGUCCAUCCUCCAGGGCAUCCCAGUUGCACCUGCAAGCCUCAGCCUCAACACCAGACCGGGAGCUUCCUGCCUCAGAAGGGGGAGCGGGGCAGAGUCCAGCAGAUAGUGGGGCAUCUCUGUUCAGCUCCCCAGAAGUUCUCAGUGUGUGGGAGAGAUUUCCUGGUUCAGAUGACACUCCUGGAGGCCGAGAUGAGGAGGCCCCCCAAGAUGGAAGCCAGCUUUUCCAGGAGCUGAACACAGUGGAGGAUUCCUGGCCUUGGGAUGUGAUCACCAUUUCUCCUACAGCAGAGGUCGCUUCACCUGUCAUGAAGGGAGAAUCCGACGGGGUACUUUCUUCCCAGGUGCAGCCUGAAUCUCCAGAUACUGUGCCCCCCAUGGGGAGCGAAGGGCUCCCAGCAUUGCUGGAGCCAGAGCCAGAGCAGGGAUUGGAUGAGGGGCCAUGGCUUGGCCCUCCACCUCCCAAGCCACCACGCCUCUUCACACCCACCAAUUCUCAGGUGGAGGAGGAGGACAAAGAGGAGGAAGAGAAUGCUACAGGGCGGCAAAGUAGCAGGGGACCAGGGGUAGAAAAAGACAGCACCCCCCGUGCAUUGGCCAUUGGUCCCCAAGAGUCUAAGGAGGAAUGGGUAAAUCCAGAGUUGGAGAAAUUGCAUAGACUGCCCUCUGGAACCCUGAUAGGUAAGCCAGAACUUGAAGACCCAGUAGGAGAAACUAGUAGCCCUGUGUUUGGGGACUGUCCACCUAGGCCCACCAGCUGCCCUGAGGGGCCUGUCCCCAGACCCCAUAACUCAAUCAGCUCCACUCUGCUGAGUCAGAAGGUCUUGGGGACCUCAGAGACAGAGGAGGGCUUUGAAACCAAGAGCCAGGAGCUAGCCAAAGAGGGGUUUGGGCCUCUCUCAGUCCCCUCCCAGCAGUCAAGUAUGCGGGCCAAGGAAGAGGAGGAGGGGGAGGAAGAGGAGGAAGAGGGAGAGGAGGAGGAGGCAUUGGAGACCUCCAAUUCCUUCUUAUGUCAGGAAAGCCAAGAUCCCCCCAGCUUCCCAUCCAUAUCACCACCAGGGUCAAGGGGAUCCUCUAUUCACUCUGGUCCAGAAGAGUUGCCCACACCCCCAGAACCUGCCUUCCCACCUCCCCCUCUCCCACCCUGGGCCAGCCACCGCCACGGCGUGCCAGGCCCUCCAUGCCCUCCCCUGCCUAUAGCCUGGCCCUUGACCUCUUCUUCCUCACCUCCCGAGGAGUCAGCUUCACCCCUCGGUCCCCCUGAGCUCUCCCCCACUGGGGGCUCCCCUACAUCAUAUGGGGAAGACCAUGCUGCAGCCACCCCAGCCUCCCCGCUUGUGCUUCUGCCCCUGGAGACACGACCAGCUGAGGAGCCCCAGCCCAGCGGCAGUCCCCACCCUGUGAAACCCCUUACUGCUGCCCCUGUGGAGGCUAGCCCCGACAGGAAACAGCCCCGUACCAGCCUGAGCACAGCCCUGAGUAGCGGACUGGAGAGGCUCAAAACUGUCACAUCUGGUGGCAUCCAGUCUGUGCUUCCAGCGUCCCAGCUUGGCUCAAGUGUGGACACCAAGAGGCCAAAGGAUUCUGCUGUGCUGGACCAGUCGGCCAAGUACUAUCACCUGACUCAUGAUGAGCUCAUUGGCCUGCUCCUGCAGCGUGAGCGUGAGCUGAGCCAGAGAGACGAGCAUGUGCAAGAACUGGAGAGCUACAUUGACCGGCUGCUGGUGCGGAUCAUGGAGACCUCGCCCACACUGCUGCAAAUCUCCCCUGGCCCCCCCAAGUAGCCCUUCACGCCAUCCCUGGAGGGAUGGUGAGGACCUGUGUAGUGCCCGCCACUGACUGCUCUCACCUGAGUAGGGCAAGCCUGCUCUCAUGGUGACUCUCUGCACCCCUCCCCAUCCUGCCUCUGCUCUGGCUGCUGGAAGGGGCUCUUUGAACUCCCACUGGAGCCUUGGGUCUUCCCUACCUGACCAUUCUCACACGCGAGGUUAUGGGGCUCCCCAGAGAAUUGCAACAAGGUUGUUAGCUGUCAAGAUGGAGCAGGAGUGAGCUCUGGGUUCUGGGGUGAGCUGAAUUAUCUAAGGCAACACUGUUGACAGCACAGCUCACCCCAUGAGGCUGGUCAUUUGUUUCUCCUCUUGACCAACUCUUCAUCUCCAUUGCCUUCUGGCACCUGGAGGGUCUCCUAGGCCACUGGGACAGGGAUGGGAACUAAGCUGCUUGCUUUUCUGUGCACUGUAGACAACCAGGGCACCUACACUUCAGCCUUGUGCCUAUACCCUAAGAGCAAGGAGCCUGUGUGUUUUCGUCUUGUCUCUCUGUCUAGAGCAUGUACACAGGGUGGUGGUGGUGGUGGGGGGUGGUGGUGGUGGUGGUGGUGGUAUGUGCCUAUUCCUCAGCUGCCCCCUGCCCCUCUUCAGACCCUCCCACUCCAUGUCCCAGUAGUGGUGGGAGGUGGGGUGGGCACAGAGGGAAUGACUUCUUUCUCCUGCAGUCCUCCCUACCUCCCUAACAUGAAACCCUCCAGGUUGGGGUUUGGGGCUGCUCAUGUUUUGUGGACCAGGCCUCCAUUCAUGUCUGUUAACACUCGUCAGAUGCCAAAACUGUGCUGCUGUGGGCUCAGAACAUUUGGAAACCAAUUAAACGUGCCUUUUGUGGGUGAGGACAAGAGCCUCUGGAUGUAGAUGUCUCUCUGGCCAUGGUGUCCCCUCCCUCCUGUUGAGCACGUGAAAACGGCUGUGAGGGUCCUGAAAGGGGGCUGUGGACCACGCUGUUUACUACCCCGAGAAGUACCUCAGCUAAGGCUCUGGCCAACCUGCUUUGGAGGUGUCCUAAGCCGCCUUCCCACUUCCUGGUCCUCCCUUGACCCUUAUUUGGAGCAUCCUGGUAAAAAAAUCUAGUGCACAGUAGGUCUGGGGCUAUCCUGCACCUUACUGUGUCUGACCUUGGGUCCCAGUUAUGCUGGACCAGUGGGUUUGUCUGGAAGCAGGAGGCUUCAUUCUGCUUUAGGAGACACCUGAGCUUAGGAAAAUGCCCGUGGCUCUCCAGCUGUUCUGUCCUUGUUGUACAGUCCCUCCUGCUCACCAAUCCCUCCUGUCUUGCCUGGCUUGGCUGAAGUGCAUUCAAGUGAAGUCAGGUAUCUGCUCUGUGGUCCAGCUUCUAGCUUGCUUGUGAAUACUGCCAGUCUCCCUGGCAUCCUCGGGGGUCCUUGGUGGCUGUGCAUUACAAAAGGUAUGAGUGAAGGAGGUGAGAUGCUGACAAAAGAUUCUUUGGGCCCAGUGGAGAAGCAGUAACGUCUUUCCAGCUGUCUCUUAAAGACAGGGUCAUGGGUUCACUCAGAACACCUCAGGAGAAUAUUCUCUGUGGAUGACGUCAGUCUUCUGCCAGCAUAGAGCAGAUGAACCACAAUGGGGUCCACCACUGUGCAGUUACCAACUAUAGGUCAACUCAGAGAUGAGAAAAUAGCCACCAGUUCCCAGAGUUUGGGGGUAGGGUCAGUCCUUGGGUGUUGGAGGUGUCUUUUGAGGAACUGAGUCCCUCUUCUAGGUCUUCCUCUGGGCUUUAAUUAGUCCCAGCCCUUCUCUCAUCUUUCAUCCAUCCUUGCUGUUUGGCUUCUCUACAUGGCCAGGGCAGGGGUGUCCUGCAGAGAGGUCCUGAACUGAGGCCAGGGUUUUGUUCAUUGUCUGAUCCUUACCACAUACUGCAGAGUGCAGCCAGACAGGCAGCAAGCAGGCACAGCUCUGCUCUGCCCUUUGUCCUCCUAGUUGAAACUCCUGUCUAUAAAGAGCUUGUUCUUCAUGUUUUGAGCACUUUAUGAAGAAUAAAAAGAUCACGUACCGCAGCCA